AUGUCUGCUGCCGUUUCAACUUUAUCCGAUAUCCUCAAACGUAAUGAUGCUGUUAACGUAAACCCACCAAAUCCAAUUAUUGAUUUACAUAUCACUGAACAUGGUAGUGAUUGGCUUUGGGCAGUUUUUUCAGUUUUCGCAUUGUUUGCAAUCGUGCAUGGGUUCAUCUACAGUUUUACUGACGUUAGAAAAUCUGGUUUGAAAAGAGCUUUAUUGACAAUCCCAUUAUUUAACAGUGCUGUUUUUGCCUUUGCUUACUAUACUUAUGCUUCUAAUUUGGGUUACACUUGGAUUUUGGCAGAAUUCAAUCAUGCUGGUACUGGAUUUAGACAAAUCUUCUAUGCUAAAUUUGUUGCUUGGUUUUUGGGUUGGCCAUUAGUGUUGGCUAUUUUCCAAAUUGUCACCAAUACCAGCUUUACUACUACCGAAGAUGAAUCUGAUUUGCUUAAGAAAUUCAUUUCUUUAUUUGAAGCUUUGUUUACUAGAGUUUUGGCAAUUGAAGUUUUUGUCUUGGGUUUAUUGAUUGGUGCUUUAAUUGAGUCUACUUACAAAUGGGGUUACUUUACUUUUGCUGUUGUAUUCCAAUUGUUUGCUAUUUAUUUAGUAAUCAAUGAUGUGGUUGUUUCAUUUGGUUCAUCUUCUCAUUCAGUCUUUGGCAAUGCUCUUAUCCUUGCUUUUGUUGUUGUUUGGAUUUUGUACCCAGUUGCUUGGGGUUUGAGUGAAGGUGGUAACGUUAUUCAACCUGACUCAGAAGCAGUGUUUUAUGGUAUCUUGGACUUGAUCACUUUUGGUGUUAUUCCAAUUAUCUUGACUUGGAUUGCCAUCAAUAAUGUUGAUGAAGAAUUUUUCACCAAAGUAUGGCAUUUUCAUUUAAAACCAGAAAAUGAACAUGCUCCAACUGCUACUGAAGAUGUUGAAAAAGCUGUUGGUGAAACCCCAAGACACUCUGGUGAUACUGCUGUUGCUCCAUCUGGUGUCCCAGACACUGGUGCUGCUCAAGCACAAGCCGAAGCUGAAGAACGUAUUUAG
This is a messenger RNA of Candida dubliniensis CD36, 1029 nucleotides long. RefSeq names its product Hsp30p (gene HSP30). Lineage: Eukaryota; Fungi; Ascomycota; Pichiomycetes; Serinales; Debaryomycetaceae. The record is from RefSeq and is a predicted model, not a curated record. Gene Ontology annotation, cellular component: plasma membrane; endoplasmic reticulum. The transcript has a single exon. Bases 1 to 1029 code for a protein of 342 amino acids.